UUUUCACCAGUGACUCCUGCUUUCUUUCAUUUGUAAGAUUAAAUUGCAAAGCACGGGGUUUAGGGGGAAGCGAAAUCCCCAAUCCAAAGAGUCUCGCAUGUCUGAAGAGUCCGCCUAGCAUCCGUCGCUCACGGGGGAAGGCUUCUCUCCAUGAUGGAUUUCAAAUGGUACCGAAGGCAACAGAAGCACUUUCCAGUUGACAAUCCCGGGGAAUUUUACAAAUGUGAAUUCCUGCAGGGCUCCCACCCAGGGAGAUAAAUGGGGGCCACUUUGACCUGCCGCCUGGGGCCAAGAUUCUUGGUCUAUGUCAGCUGUGCGCUUUCUAUAUGGGGAGACCGGAUGUGGCACUUUGCUCUGUCUGUGUUCCUGAUAGAGUUAUAUGGUCGCAACCUUCUUCUGACAGCAGUUUUUGGCUUAGUAGUAGCCGGCUCAGUGUUGAUGUUUGGGGUUUUAAUUGGAGAUUGGAUUGACAGAAAACCAAGAAAUAAAGUUGCCCACGCAUCCCUGUUCCUUCAGAACUCCUCGGUCACUGCCUGCUGUGUGGUCCUCAUGCUGGUGUUCUCUUACAAAAGUGAGAUCGAAGGCGUUUGGCAGGGCUGGCUCAUGGUGGCCUGCUACGUGGCAGUGAUAAUCUUAGCAGAUCUGGCCAACCUGGCCAGCACAGCCCUGACCAUCACCAUCCAGAGAGACUGGAUUGUGGUCAUCACUGGGGACAACAGAAGCCAGCUUGCUGGGAUGAAUGCAAUGAUUCGAAGAAUGGACCAAAUCAUCAACAUCUUUGCCCCUCUCUCUGUGGGACAGGUGAUGACGUGGGCAUCUAACGUCAUUGGUUGUGGCUUCAUCCUGGGAUGGAACUUGGUGUCUCUGCUGGUUGAGUUCCUCUUUCUGUCGAAGGUUUAUCAGUUUGUCCCUCAGCUGGCCGUCAAACCUCGGCGGUGCACAGGGGACAGCUUUCUCAAAAGGCAACUGGAACUUGUCAGCUCUCAAGGGGAAAUUCACUCUUGCCCAGCCAUGGACGAGUUCGCCGACGUGCCCAAGACUUCGGAAGCCCCGGAGGACCAGCCGUCUCCUCUGGAAGCCCAGCAGGACACGACUUCCCGCUUUCCCCUGGGCCUGCGGAAGAUGCAGAGAUUAGUGCGAACGUGCUGCGAGGGCUGGAAGACCUACUGCAGGCAGACGGUCUUCUUGGCGGGGCUGGGUCUGGCCUUCCUGUACACGACCGUGCUGGGCUUUGACUGCAUCACCACGGGCUACGCCUACACACAGGGCAUCGGGGGCUCCCUGCUCAGCCUGCUCAUGGCCAUCUCCGCCUUUUCGGGCCUUGUCGGCACUCUCCUCUUCACCAGGCUGAGGAGGUCCUAUGGUUUGGUGCACACGGGCCUCAUCUCCAGCUGCCUCCACAUUGGCUGUUUGCUGCUCUGUGUCUUCUCCGUGUUCGCCCCCGGGAGUCCCUUUGAUCUGGGUAUUUUCUCUCUUCCACUAAGCCAGAACUCUUCCCUAAGUCACAAGAUGCUAAAAGGGAGCCCAGUACGUGGUUCCCCCUUUGAGAGGAACAUCAACCAGCCUAUCCUUCCUGGCCGCUCCACCAUCCACUGGACCAACAAUACCGUUCUGAUGGAUGGAGCCCAGGAGAGCAGCGAGCCCGAGUCCUACAUCUCCAUCAUCUUGCUCUUCUCAGGGGUGAUCCUGGCCAGAAUCGGUCUCUGGUCCUUUGACCUCACGGUAACUCAGCUCCUUCAGGAAAACAUCGCAGAUUCGGAACGCGGCACCGUGAAUGGCGUGCAGUGUUCCAUGAACUACCUGAUGGACCUCAUCCAUUUCAUCCUCGUCAUCCUGGCCCCAGCUCCUCAACAAUUUGGGCUGUUGGUGUUCAUUUCCAUUUUCUUUGUGAUCAUGGGGCAUACCAUGUAUUUUGUUUAUGCACGUAGAUACAGGAGUCAAAGUCCACAUACCCAGAAGCCACCAGAGAGAGACAGAAAAGCCUUUUUAACUUGAGAAAUCCUUCUUUCCGGAAAAAAUCUCCCAUUAGAGAAUUUCCUCACAUAAAACUGAUCAGAUUUCACAAGCAGAGUUUCUAGCCACUUCCCCACUGGUUCGCCACUCCACAUUCAUUCAUUCGAUCAAUCACGCGUUCAUUGACUAAUUCAUACAACGUGCUCACCUUCCCUGUCUGGGGUGACUCAAUAAUAAGGUGAUUGCCAUAUUGUCCAAAAUCAAGGAGGUGGGCUAGAAAAUCAAUUGUAGUUCUCUCCAUAUCUAAAGAGAUGUAGAAAACAGUCCCUCCCUCUCCAUCCUCACCCAAGACAUGAAUGUAGAUGAAUACCAAACAAAUUGGAAGAGGACUACAUGAAACAUGUAGGAAUGCUAUGAGAUGUGGUGAGAGAGAAAUAACUUCCGACUUUUCGGAGGAUGUAGCGUUCCAGCUGGCCUGGAAGGACGGAUAAAAUGUAUAUAUUAUCUACAGUUUGGACACCACUUCAACUUAAGUCGAUUCUUUAAAAAUCUCUUCUUGGUAAUGUCAUCUGAGCAUCUAUAUCUUGUAAUGUAGGUUGGUUUCCAUAGCUCAGCCAGAGGAAAAAGAACCAUCUAUGUAUAUAAAUGCUACAGCUAAAAUUCAAACUUGGAUGGAUGUCAGGAUUAUCCAGUAGAAGGUCUGAUCAUAUUUUUUUUCCAAUUCAGUCCAACUGUUUUCAACAAAGGUUUAUCAAGUGCCUACUCUAUAUGGCACUGCGAUGAGCACAAGAUACAAAAAUAAAACUGAAACAUUUUCAGCCCUCAGGGAGCUUAUAAUCUACUGGUAAGGAUAUAAUUCCAAAAUAAUUUCAGUAGGGAGAAUGUACUAACAACUGGAGCCAGAGGCUGAGAAAGAUCUCAGAUAUGGCCCUGAGCUGAGCCUUGAGGAAAGUCAGAUAUCCUAAAAGGCACAUUUCAGAAGGGACAGCAUUGCCAGCGUGGGGACAGACAGGCUGUCUGUCCCCCAGUGGCGGAAGAUGAACUGUUGGAUUUGAGUUGAUAUUGGACCAGUUGGACCAGAAGACUGAGUGUAUGAAGAAGAGUAACUGGGGAAAAAAUCUGAAAAGAUAGAUGGGUGCUAGUUUAUAGAAGAUUUCAAAUGUCAGGCUGAGGAUCUUGUAUCUUCUUCUAAAGGCAAUGGGGAGCUGUUGAAGAAUGAGCCAGUGUAAUCAGAACUAUAUACUGAUUGAUUUAGAAGCUGGGUGAAGGACAGAUUGGGGAAGGGAAAGACUUGAAGUAGGGACACAAGUUAAAAGAUUGGGGUCGUGUUUGUGAAUGGGAGAAGAGGAAACAGAUGUAAAAGAUGUUGUGAAAGUAGAAUUGACGGGAUUUGGUGAGUGAUUGGAUCUUGGAGAUAGAAUCACAAAUGAGUAGGAAGUUGUGAAGCUGGAUGAUUUUAACAUGGGGGUGCCACAGCAUAAAAGGGAAGCCUGGAGGACAGAUAAUUAUGGGGUGAAAUAAAAGCAGGAAUAAUACUCAAGAGAAAGAUUAGGGUCGGAUAUAACCAGAGACAGAAAUUCUAUAUUUAUUUAUAUUUAUAUAGAAAUGACCAUUUUGCCCAUAGGGGCAAGUGAGAUAAUUGGAGAAAAAGAAGAUCCCAGAGAGUCUUGGAAUUACUCAGACCUAGCUAAUGGGGUGUGGAUGGUGAUCCAGCAAAGGAGACUGAGGAAGAAUGGUCAGAUAGGCAGGGGGAGGAGGGCCAAAGCAGACAAAGCCAGGAGAGGAGACUGACUAAUAGUGUUCAAAGUUAUCAGGAGAUCAAGGGAAGGCAAGGGUCCCAUUGAGAGCUUGUUGCUUAAUUGAUGGCAGUGGAGAAGCCCCAUCUUCUCAUCUGAAUGUGUCAAUAGCAGCUGGACCUUAAUAAGACCAAUUCUAUGGCUCCCAAUUGCAAAUUUCUGCUCUUUAAGUCUUAAAGUAAAGAUUAGUCAGAGAUUCCUAGAGGCUGUUAGCAUAGCAAAAUGGUAUUUGGUAAGCUUGCUAACAUGCUUCUGCUUGUACUUCUACCCCACUCCUGGGGGUAAUUGUAGGUUAGGAACGAGCAUAGCUCACUUCUGUAGUAUUUUAGGGUUUGUAAAGUACUCUGCUCACAACAGCCACCAUCUUUCCCACCCACUACCACGGGGUAGAACACGUAUUCUUUCCCCCAUUUUACAGUUAAAGAAACUGAGUGUCAGAGCUGCUCAAGGGCCACAUAACUAGGAAGCAUCAGAGUCAGGAUUUGAACGUGGAUUUUUCCUGACUCCAGGUCCAGCCCAUGCUACCUCCACAACUUACAGCACAUGGGGAUGAUCCUUAUCCUGUGUGAUGAUGACCUCGGAUGAAAUGCAACCAUUUGUGAUGUCAACAAAGGAGAUCAUUAUAGCUUUAUUCAUUGCCAGGGAGCAUUUGAUAGCUAGUGAUUAUUAGCUGUGACAUGUAUGUUAUGGGCCAGACCCCACAUCUGGCUCUUUCCAUCCAUCCUCACUUUGAUGACUGAGUAAGAAUUCCAAUUAUACAAACAAAAACAACACAAAACAACUUUACUAACAGAAUUACUGUGGCUUCUAAACACAUCAACAUGAAUGAGUUGUCACCAGUGAAGACUAAUGAAUCAUGACUUUCUUAUUAGUUAUAAAUCACCAACACUGAAAACUGUUGCAAAUUAUCUUAAUUUCUCUCUCUUUAAAAAAUUACAUCCAAAAGUAAGCAAAAAUGUGUGUGGUGGUUUAAAUGGGAAAUGACAUUAAUUGCUACCUUACUGAGGGGUUCAAAUUUCUGUGUCUGCUUAGAAAGCAAAAUAACAUGGCUGGUAACUGUAAGGUUCAUUUGAGUCUUAGUCACCGACACCCAAAAGUAUUAGUAAAAGGAACUCCAAAUUUGGGAACCAUCGGUAACAUAUAAAUAGCACAUCAGCUGGCUAGCUUUGUAGAGGAACAUGGUAUUAAUAAGGGGUGAAAAACUCCAUUUAUACCUAAAACUGCAGAAGUACGACAUAAUGAAUAUAGGCUGAAAGUACACCAAACGGAUGUAUUUUUGCUGCGGAAAGAAGCCACCAAAUGAAUGAGAUUGUUAUUUUAGAGUAUAAAGUUGUAUCUCCUACCACUCGCUCACCUCCAGUUGAAAACGUGGAAAGGACAGGAUCUUGUGAAUAUCUUUGCUUGCAUUUCUCAGUUAGGCCUAUUAACACUUGAUAUAAUAAAUCCUGGUGAUAGUUGCCUUAAAAAAAAAAAA
Molecule: messenger RNA, 5223 nt
Organism: Sarcophilus harrisii (Tasmanian devil)
Lineage: Eukaryota; Metazoa; Chordata; Mammalia; Dasyuromorphia; Dasyuridae
Product: solute carrier family 40 member 1-like
Exons: 8
Coding region: 259-1995 (578 amino acids)
Biological process (GO): iron ion transmembrane transport
Cellular component (GO): membrane
Molecular function (GO): iron ion transmembrane transporter activity
Source: RefSeq, a predicted model, not a curated record